This is a messenger RNA of Botrytis sinoallii, 816 nucleotides long. RefSeq lists its product as uncharacterized. The transcript is spliced from 2 exons. The record is from RefSeq and is a predicted model, not a curated record. Bases 1 to 816 code for a protein of 271 amino acids. NCBI's taxonomy places the organism in Eukaryota, Fungi, Ascomycota, Leotiomycetes, Helotiales, Sclerotiniaceae.
AUGUCAACUUCAUUUGAUGGUCCAUAUCCACCGAAUCCACAACAAAAAUCAUCAUCCCGCUGGCCAACUGCACCAGGAGUUUACGUCAACGUCGAGUUCAGAGUCUCGAUGUCUGAGAACGACAAGGGACAUGGGGCAUCGUUGAGCAAAAAACUACAGCAACAGCGAGAUUUAAAUCGAGGGUUGAGCAUUGGUAUGGAAACACAAGGGAGGGGAAGAUCUGCACCACCGACGAUGAACGAUAGAACUCAACCAAUUAGUCCAGUCAGUCCUGUUAGCCCUAUGAGUGCUGUUGGCAGUCCAAUACAACAUCGGAUAGUGAAUUUGCCUCGGCAAAACAUUAUGGAUCGAUUAGACCGACCUUUACCAUCAACACCAGGACGAUUUCGUCUCGGCGAAGAUGACUUACCAUGGUCAACACCCCCUUCGUAUUGGAACGCCGAACCUGAUACUUCAGAAAGUGUCGGUCCUACACUAACCAGUAUUGAGACCUUUCAGCCAUAUCAACCAUCUCCAACUACUGCCAGACGAACCGAAGAUCCUAAAAGAGUUCGAGAGUUGUCGGAACUUCAACAGGCUAUGAUGACGGUGGAUAGUAUUGACAAUGAUGUAUGGGAUCCGUGGAUGUGGGAUAGUGUAGGAGAUAUGCCUAGAGGGCCAAGAAGUAUUGGCUGGGCAGUAAGUUCGAACGAUGCAUCUGGCUCGCCGGCCUCGUCGUCGCUGAAGACUCCGCCGCCGCCGCCUUACGUUGUUAGUCAGUGGGAAAAUGCUUGUCAGAAAAGAGUCACGACUACGAGACCUAGAAGUACGGGCUGA